Papaver somniferum (opium poppy) is the source of this 411-nucleotide messenger RNA. RefSeq lists its product as uncharacterized. NCBI's taxonomy places the organism in Eukaryota, Viridiplantae, Streptophyta, Magnoliopsida, Ranunculales, Papaveraceae. The record is from RefSeq and is a predicted model, not a curated record. The coding region runs from base 1 to 411 and encodes 136 amino acids. Gene Ontology annotation, molecular function: nucleic acid binding. The transcript has 2 exons.
AUGGAAGUUUAUUUCACACUUCCAACUGCACCAAAUUUUUUGAUUUGUUGCGAUGAAGCUUCUAAAGGAAAUCCAAGUGCGGCAGGGUAUGGAUUUGUUGCGAGAAAUGAUAUCGUGGAGUUUUUAGUAUCCUUGGAAGGUGGAGUAUAUGUAUCUACAAAUUUCUUUGCAGAAUUUAUGGCAGUGAUCUGUGCAGGAGAGUGGGCAAUACAAAAUGAUCAUUUGGAGGCAUGUUUCAGGUCUGACUCAAAAGCUGCAGUUCUAGCCUUCAAAAAUAGGAAAUUGCCAUGGUUUAUUGGAGCUAUAUGGAAUAAAGUGUGUGACGGAUUACAUGAUUAUGAAGUGGGGCAUAGUUAUAUGGAAGUUAAUUUCAGUGCUGACAAGUUGGAAAAACAAGGCAUUGUUGAUUGA